Messenger RNA from Lodderomyces jiufengensis, 264 nucleotides. It is a transcript of the gene PGA58, whose product is annotated as Pga58p. The record is from RefSeq and is a predicted model, not a curated record. Lineage: Eukaryota; Fungi; Ascomycota; Pichiomycetes; Serinales; Debaryomycetaceae. The coding region runs from base 1 to 264 and encodes 87 amino acids. The transcript has a single exon.
AUGCAAUUUUCAACUAUUACUUUCGCUUUAAUCGCCUCAUUUGUCGCUGCUGAUGUUUCAACCGUCACUGUUGAAUCAGAAACUUUAGUUACUAUUACUUCAUGUGGUCCAGAAAAAACUGAAUGUCCAGCUUCUUCAUUAUUACAAUCUUCAUCAGCUGCUAACAACUCAAUCCCAAUUGGUGUUUCAACUUUUGAAGGUGCUGGUGUUAAAAACGUUGCUUACGGUGCCGGUGCAGUUGCUGUUGCUGCUUUAUUAUUAUAA